UUUUGAGUGCGCCAGGCCUCUCUCCUCAUUUUACUCAACCUCUCCACUCUACAUUGUCUAUUUCUCUAUAUAAACCCUCAUAUCUAACAACUCUAGUGGGGAGUUUUAGCAGAAGAAAGACAAACUCUCUGUAACACUCUUGAACUCUAUCAGUCAUGAAAGUAUAUCUGAGAUCUCUUGUAGCUCUCACUCUCUACACCCUCUUGACUUCCCACAUUUCAGUUUUGGUCUCUGCCACCACAAUUACACUCUACAACAAAUGCCCUCAUCCGGUUUGGCCUGGCAUUCAGCCCAGCGCUGGUAAGCCCUUGUUGGCUCGUGGUGGCUUCAAGCUCCCACCCAACAAGGCUUACUCUCUACGCCUUCCAGCCCUUUGGUCUGGCCGCUUCUGGGGCCGCCAUGGCUGUGCUUUUGACGCAUCUGGAAGAGGAAAGUGCGCUACAGGGGAUUGUGGUGGUGCUCUCUUCUGUAAUGGCAUUGGAGGUACUCCACCAGCCACUCUUGCUGAGAUUACACUUGGAAAUGACCAAGAUUUCUAUGAUGUGAGCCUUGUUGAUGGCUACAAUCUUGCUAUUUCGAUUACUCCAUCUAAAGGCUCAGGGAAAUGUAGCUAUGCUGGCUGUGUUAGUGACCUUAACAUGAUGUGUCCCGUGGGUUUACAAGUUAGAUCUCAUGAUAAUAGGAGAGUGGUGGCCUGCAAAAGUGCUUGCUUUGCAUUCAAUUCUCCAAGGUAUUGCUGCACAGGCAGCUUUGGGAAUCCACAAUCCUGCAAGCCAACUGCUUAUUCAAAGAUCUUCAAGACUGCUUGUCCUAAGGCAUACUCUUAUGCUUAUGAUGAUCCCACUAGCAUUGCAACUUGCACAGGUGGCAACUAUUUGGUUACUUUUUGCCCUCAUCACGGUUAGCAAAAAAUAGGGAAAAAAAGUCUCUCUAGAAUAUGAUGCUUUUGAAUAGGAGUUUUGUUUAUGGGGUCUGUAGUGGCUUUUACUAAUGGACUUAUUAUAUUGAUGCCAUUUCUCUCUUUCUCUCUCUCUUUCUUUAUGAUGCUAGAGAAUUAAUUGGUUUUUGGCCGUUGGGGGGCCUUGUAUUAACGGGUAGUUUUGGUUCUUUUGAUAA
Benincasa hispida (wax gourd) is the source of this 1116-nucleotide messenger RNA. Its product is annotated as thaumatin-like protein. Lineage: Eukaryota; Viridiplantae; Streptophyta; Magnoliopsida; Cucurbitales; Cucurbitaceae. The record is from RefSeq and is a predicted model, not a curated record.